AUGCCCUCAAGAGGGAAGACGACACAAGAGCGCCGCCCAUCGACCGAUCACAGUGGAUCUAGGGAUUUCCCUGGAGCAUACCCAGACAGGAAGCCACAACGUCACCAGGGCGAUGCCUUCAAGAAGGGAGCGGCGCCUGAAGCCGCCGCCAUCGCCGGUCUCGGCCAGCUGCCGGCCGGCCAGCAACCGAGACAAGGCGUUAGCCCGGGACUUGUCGCGCCAUCCUGCAUCGUGCCCAAGAUCGGACCACCUUCUUCCACCUUGCCCAGCAACACCCCGCCGCUGCCCGGGGCCGCCGCCCCCGACCCCUGCCAGCACCUAGCCGCUGUACCAAUGCAGCAGCACCACGGCCAAGGCCCUCCGCGCCAGCCAUCCGCGACGCCCAGGCCACCCGCGCCUGGAGCCGGCCUGCAGGGCCCAGAUCCGGCCCGGCCACGCCCCGCCACCCCCAGCGCCGCCGCCCCCGCACGGCGUCGCGCCACCAUCUUCCCCAGCACCGGCCGCCAGCAGCCACGCAAGGCCCGACCAGCCACUGCCCGACCGGCCCAGGCCAAGCCCAGAUCGGGCUCGCCGCGCCGCCGCCAGCAGCCACGCACCAGACCGCCGCAGACACCCUCCACCGCGACCACCGGCUCCGCCGGCCGGUGCGCCGCAACCUCCCGCCACGCCCCGAGCUUCAUCCCGCCGCCGCAGCUUCCCCAAACUGCGAGCGAGCCCCUCCGCCGGCCGGAGAAAACAGGUCCUGCCGCCGCCGGCUCCGCGCGGGCUUUGCCCGGCGGAGACCACCGGCGACGGCAGGGAAGGAGCUGGUGGAGGGAGAGGGAUUGUUGGUAA
This is a messenger RNA of Lolium perenne, 834 nucleotides long. The record is from RefSeq and is a predicted model, not a curated record. Lineage: Eukaryota; Viridiplantae; Streptophyta; Magnoliopsida; Poales; Poaceae.